Messenger RNA from Funneliformis caledonium, 285 nucleotides. NCBI's taxonomy places the organism in Eukaryota, Fungi, Glomeromycota, Glomeromycetes, Glomerales, Glomeraceae. The record is from the annotation of a GenBank genome assembly.
CUACACCAAUUUGUGAUGAUGAAAAUGAAGAACAAGAACAUGGGCUAAACGAAGAUAUCAUUCAAAGCGAAACACAAAAGUGGAGUCAAUUAAUUGAUGAAUGGAUAGAAUUUGGAAAUCAGGAAAAUCGAUUUGGAGAUGAAAAUGACGAAAGCUUUUUAUCAUCAGAGUGGAAUAGUGAUUUUAAUUUUGCAGGUCGAAGUGUGCAUCCUGCUGAUGAUGAAAUUGCUAAAUGGAGUUUAACCACUUUAUUUGAAUCUUCUCUAGAAUCUCCUUUAUUUUUAG